AAGAAAAACAUCAUGGCGGCAGCACGUGUAGGCCAGAUUGCUGGUCAUCUCAACUACCCUAGCGGUAUGUUGGCGGGUCAAGUAGCCAUCAUCACGGGGUCUGGUCAAGGCAUAGGUGCAGAGGCAGCACGAUUGUUCGCUAACGAGGGGGCGAAGGUUGUGGUCGCGGAUGUCGACGGGAAGAAGGCGCAGGCAGUGGUCGACGCCAUUAAACAGAAUGGAGGGAGCGCCAUCGCUGUAGCCGGAGAUGUAAUGGACGAUGAGUAUAUCGCGACGCUCAUCAAGAAAGCUGCCGAGUUUGGCAAUGGCAAGAUCCACAUCAUCGUCAACAACGCUGGAUACACAUGGGACGGAGUGAUUCACAAGAUGACGGACAAGCAGUGGCACACGAUUGUUGAUUUGCACGGUACGGCGCCGUUCAAGAUCAUCAGAGCUGCUGCGCCGUACUUUAGAGUCAAGGAUGGAGAGCCCAGGAACAUCAUCAAUAUCUCAAGCACUUCGGGACUACACGGCAACGCUGGACAGAUCAACUACGCAUUAGCCAAGGCUGGGGUGACGGGUAUCACCAAGACCAUCGCAAAAGAAUGGGGUCCUCAAUUUGGCGUGCGCGCAAAUACAAUUGCAUUCGGACAUAUCCUCACCCGCCUCACAGCAGCGAAAGAAGAGGGCGCGUUUAUAACCACAUCGGAUGGGCAGAAGGUAGCUCUAGGAAUACCACAGGCGCAAAAAGCGGGAGCGGGGGCCGCUGAACAGCAUGCGGAUAUCCCCCUGAGACGGCCAGGCACUGCUACUGAAGCUGCCAGCGCAGUGUUAGCAGUCGCUAGUCCGUUGAUGAGCUAUGUUAACGGACAGACCAUCAGCGUCACGGGCGGUCGAAACAUGUAAUACGGUGGUGAGCUGAAGGUUGGAUUGUAUGUUCCCGGUGGAAAUUGUUGAGUGGCUGUGCAGAUACAUAUGUUUCCCGAAGAAAGGAACAACAGUAAUGCAGUCUAU
Messenger RNA from Periconia digitata, 993 nucleotides. The record is from the annotation of a GenBank genome assembly. NCBI's taxonomy places the organism in Eukaryota, Fungi, Ascomycota, Dothideomycetes, Pleosporales, Periconiaceae.